Molecule: messenger RNA, 6855 nt
Organism: Ylistrum balloti
Lineage: Eukaryota; Metazoa; Mollusca; Bivalvia; Pectinida; Pectinidae
Product: cadherin-23-like
Exons: 38
Coding region: 1-6807 (2268 amino acids)
Biological process (GO): homophilic cell-cell adhesion
Cellular component (GO): catenin complex; plasma membrane
Molecular function (GO): calcium ion binding; cadherin binding
Source: RefSeq, a predicted model, not a curated record
AUGAAGGAGGACUCUGUUGCCUCAGUACUUCUUGUGAAGAGGUUCCAGACUGAAGGCCAGUGCCUCACAGGGGUCAGCGCCUCCAUCUCAAGCUCUUGUCCCUGUCCCACAGGAUUAGGCUCUAGGUGGGCAGAAGAUCCGGCGCUUCCUGUUUUGGGGGGGGGGGAUGCGGAAAAGGCUCAGGCGUGCCAGGAGGAAGUAGUGACCAUGCUGGCCAAGGGCACAGUAGAGGAGGUUCCUAUGUCAGAAUGCACUCCCGGCUUCUACUCCAGAAUGUUUCUGGUUCGGCAGAAGUCCGGUGCGUGGGGUCCGAUCAUAGAUCUCAGUGCCUUCAACAGGCACGUAGAUUCUCUUCACUUCAAGAUGGAAACCCCUCAGGUUAUUAUGGCCUUUGUGGGUGAUGGAAUUUGGGCAACUUCAGUAGAUCUGAAGUAUGCCUUCUUCCAUAUCCCCAUCAAGAAGUCGGCACGGAAGUUCCUCCGUUUCACGUGCAAUGGCUGGGUCUUCAAAUUCGGGGCCAUGCCCUUCGCUCCUUUGGUGUUCACCAAGUUGCUGCAUGUGGUUGUGGGAUUCCUUCACUCACACGGAAUAGACGCCCACAUCUAUUUCAAUGACUCCCUCAUGCUUCAUUUGGUGAGGGAAUCAUGUGGUCCCCCUAGGGAAGCUUCACAUCAGACCACUGCAGAUGUUCCUCCUGUCCAACUGGGUUCCGUCAUCCAGGAAGUGGGAGGCCUGGAUUCCUCUUACCCAGUUUGUCAGGGAGUUCGCUUGCUAAUGGACCAUUCAGGAGAACGUUCUCUGCGGAGUGCCUCUGACCAAGUCUGUCCCCUCUAUGAACAUGGUCACGGAUGCGUCCAUGACAGGAUGGGGGAGCUUACCUCAACGACCAAUGACGCAUGGGGGAGUGGUCUGGCGAACAGCUCUCGGAGCACAUCAAUGUGUGGCCAGGGUGCUACAGAAGUUGCAGGAGCAUCACAGCUCCUUACUUUUGAUAACCCCUCUGUGACCGAGGCAAACUUGGUUUCCGGAGCUCUUGUCGUAUCUGGCGGAGCCCCUGGCUAUCCCCACAAGACUGAAUCUCCUUCCCCAGCCGCAGGAAAUGCCAAUAAUCCUCCAAGGUUGUUAAAUUUUUCACAGUCUCGAGUGAUCGUUCGUGGGGAAGACACAGCUUUAAACACCACAAUUGGAACCCUGACAGCAGUUGACAGUGACGGACCCAGUGAGAUCUUAUUUGACAUCACAGAUUCCAGUACGUCACAGCUGGUGCGUCUGAGUGAGGCCCGUGGUGCAAGUACAGUAGGACGAAGUGUAGACAUAAUCCUCAUCUCCCCACUCGACAGGGACAGGGAACCUUCGGAAAGGAAGAUGUAUUUCUCAGUAGCAGAUGGUGAAUCACCACAGGAACACAACACAGUGAUGUAUGUGACACUGUUCAUCAGAGAUGUAAAUGAUGAGGUACCAGAAUUCAGUAACCUUCGAUACAAGGCAUCAGUAGCAGAGAAUGCUACUAUUGGAGUUACUGUUUCCAAAGUAACAGCUACAGACCCAGACAAUGGACCUGGGGGAACUGUUAUUUAUUCCAUGCAGCCAGUCGCACAGGCAGCCGACAGCGAAUAUAAAAACGCCUUCAGAAUAGAUCCAAACAACGGUGAAAUCAUCGUUAAUAGUCCACUAGACUACGAAAAACACAACUUUUACGAAUUUGUCAUCACUGCAGUCGAUGGUUUGGGAAAACCAUGCAAGGACAAUGCAGACUUUGUGGUGACCAUUGUAGACGUGCAAGACACACCACCAUCCUUUUUUAACUUGCCCUACAGUGUGAGCAUGAUGGAGAAUGCUGCAAAGGGAGAGCAGGUUUUGCAGGUAACUGCUCUUGAUGGGGAUCGUGAUGAGCGUAUUAGAAAUAAUUUAAGAUACAGUUUUCUCGAUGGAGACUAUCAGAAUUUUGCUCUAAAUAGUACCACAGGCUGGAUAACAGUAAAAAAUGAACUGGACCGUGACAAUCCUAUAAUUCAACAACGAGGGGGUGUGUACGCUUUUUCUGUAGAGGCAACAGAGAUUGUAAAUCCAGGAGAUUUCAACGUUGGCAGUAUCAAUGCCACAACGCUGGUCACAAUUACUGUCAGGGAUGUGAACGAUAACCCUCCAACAUUCACUGAAACAUCGUAUGAUGCCACAAUAUUAGAAAACAUGCAGGAUGGCGUUCCAGUUUCCUUUAUAGGGUCAACCAAAUUUAUGUCAGUCAGUGACAAGGACCAGGGUAAAAACAGCUAUUUUGUUUUGUCACUGCAAAAGGAUGGGCAGCCUUACCAUGAUUUUGCUCCACUUCCUAGUGAAGUUUUCUCAGAAUCCACCAUACUGAUUCGUGUCAAUAAUAGUAGUAACCUUGACUAUGAGAAGAUGACCUCAGUCAACUUUCAGAUCAUUGCCAUGGAGGUUGACACAUCUGAGAGGAGGAGUAGCACUGCAGACAUCACUGUUCACAUUGAGGACAUGAAUGAUAAUCCACCAGUAUUUGAUCAGAGUGUGUAUUCAGCUAGUGUCCAAGAAAACAUCCAACUUGGCUUCACAGUCAUGAAAAUUACGGCAAGUGACGAUGAUUCUGGAAUUUUCGGACUAGUCACAUACUCAUUGAGGGGCGGCAACGGAAGAUUUGACAUCAAUGAGCAGACAGGAGUGGUUACAGUGGAUGGUCUUCUUGACCGGGAAACAGUAGAGGAAUACUACCUUACAGUAGAGGCCAAAGAUGGCGGUGGUUUCAGAUCUACAGCCGAACUAAGGGUCAACAUCACAGAUAAAAAUGACAUGAUUCCAACAUUUCGUCGUGACGAGUACUUCAGCAGUGUCAAGGAAAAUAAUCUGCACUUCAUACGAGGUCCACUUUUUGUUGAAGCAUUUGAUGAUGACCAGCCAGGUACCAACAACAGUGAGGUUAGAUAUAGGAUAGUGGACAUCCCUUCAGGACUAAACAAUAACUUCACCAUCAACAGCACAUCUGGAGAGGUAGCAGUCACUUCUCCACUGGACUAUGAAAAACUUGACCCAGACUUGAAGGGCAAAGUGCUCCUUAAGAUAGAAGCAUACGAUUUGGGAGUUCCUCAGAAACAAAGAGCCAUCCCUGUUACCAUAGAAGUUGAGGAUGAGAAUGACAAUGCCCCGAUCUUUGCUCAGAGUAUAUAUACUGCUGAUGUGAUGGAGAAUGCAACAGAAGGCACCAUGGUGAUACAGGUACAUGCAACGGAUGCUGAUGGUACAGACCUCAACCACCAGUUCCUUUAUCGUAUCGAUAGUGGUGCACAGGAUAAGUUUCGUAUUGACUUCCAAACGGGUAACAUUACAGUAGAAAAGGGAGCAAAACUUGACCGCGAAACUCUUGCAAAUUAUACAUUGAUUAUUUCUGCCACUGACCGGGGCAUAAAAUCAUUGGUGGAGAAAUGUGAGGUCAAGGUCACUAUUAUAGAUAUUAACGAUGAGCUGCCUGUAUUUUCUCCAUUAACAAAAUCUGUGAGUGUACUUGAAGACAGUGGAUUAAAUGAAGUUGUUACCCGAUAUGCUGCGAGUGAUGCUGAUGUUAAUCACAAGCUACGGUAUAGUGUGAUACCUGGAUCUGUCCGUGCUGUGGAUGAGAACAGUCAGACAGUGGAUAUUCAUGCCAAUAACAUACAGAACUAUUUUACGGUAUUACCAGAUACAGGUGAUGUAGUAGUGAAAUCACCACUGGAUCGUGAGACUGCGGAGCGGGUUGUGCUAGAGAUUCUUGUUGAGGAUGUCAAUGCGUGGCACCCAUCUAUACAGAACGCCACAGCUACAUUGACAAUCGAUUUGAUAGAUGUCAAUGACAAUUACCCAAAAUUUGUUCCAAGUUCCAUGUACAAGGUGAAUAUAUCGGAAGGCAGGGACAUAAACGAUUUUGUUACCAUGGUGAUAGCUACAGACGCAGAUGAGAAUCAGCAGCUUCAGUAUUUCAUUGGGGAAGAUAUAUCUAGUUCUUUCAAAAUAAUGGAUCCAACUGCAGGUCAAAUAUUGUUGAAAAAGAAACUAGACAGAGAGAAAGCACCCACUGUAGAGUUCAAAGUGAUAGUCGUGGACAAUGGAUCUCCUACUCGGCUUUCGUCGACAGCAAACGUCGUAGUCACAGUCGUGGACAUCAAUGACAAUCCACCAGUAUUUUAUCCUCAUUUCAACAUCCUGCGCGUACCAGAGGAUGCCAGCAACAACACUGUCAUCGCCACAAUCAAUGCAUAUGAUGUCGACACUGGAAUCUUCGGGCAGGUGUUUUAUGCACUGAAGGUUUCUCCAGAUGAUCAUAACUUUGCUAUCAAUGAAGUUACAGGUGAAAUAUCAGUAGAAGGUAGCUUAGACAGAGAGCAUCGACCUUCAGGAUAUAGCAUUGAAGUGACUGCUACCAACAGGCUUGACCCAGACAACCAGUUGUCAAAUUCCACAGGAAUCAUACAUAUUGAAAUCCUAGACAUCAAUGAUAAUAAUCCUGAUAUCACUAGUACUCAGGGUAUCCUAAAGUCCCUCAAGGAAGACGAGCGUAACGGUACUGAAGUGUGUCGCAUUCAGGCACAGGACCCAGACCAGGGAAUCAAUGGCACCGUCGCCUUCUCUCUGACAGCAGAUAGUAAUACCACAGGUGGUUUUGCAUGGUUUGCUAUGAGUACAGUGUUGAACACAGCGACGGGACAGAAUGAGGGUGUUAUGACACUUCGGGAGAGCAUACUAGACAGAGUUGGAGAGUUCUAUGUCACAGUGCGAGCAUCUGAUCUUGGAAUUCCAGCACAGUUCUCUGAGAAACAACUCAUGAUUACAGUGAAAGAUGUUAAUCGUGACCAGCCAACCUUUGUCAAGCCAGCAAGAGACAGCGAGGUGGUCUUUGUUAAGGAGGAACAAGAGGGUGCUCAUGUAAUGUUUGUCAAGGCCAUUGAUAAUGACCAUGGUGAGAAUGGAAGGGUCCGUUACAACAUUUCACAUGUUAAGGACUAUAUCUACUUCAAGCUUGAUGAGGAUUCGGGCCAACUGACCAUCAACGGUACACUAGACCGAGAAGAUCCUACACAUCAAGGAAAAUACCAGAUCAAGAUCAAUGCCUUUGAUAACGGUUACCCUAAAAGCUACAUCAGGUCAACAAACCUGAUUAUACAGUUACUAGAUGUCAAUGAUCAAGACCCUGUGUUUGAGAGGAUACCUAGCAUGGAGCCUUUUGUCCUUGGACCCGUUCUUGAGGAACAGUCUGUGGCUUUUGUUGGUUAUGUUAAUGUUUCCACAGAUGCAGAUACAGAUGUGAACUUCACCAAAACAUGUUAUCACAUUGUUGGAGGCACCAUGAUGGAUUAUUUUCACCUCAAUGUGACGGGAGGCCUCUUCAUAAAAAAGGUCAUUGACAGAGAAGGGGGAAUCAAUGGCCAACCUAUUGACACUGUAGAUUUGGUUGUCUGGGCAACACCACUGUGUUAUCUAGAUACAGGUGUUAUCUCCAGAAGAAAAAGGUCAACAGAUUUGCGUUUGGCACCUCUAGAGUAUGACCCUAGGAACACCACUUUACUCUGGGUACAGGUUAAUAUUGGGGAUAUCAACGACCAUGCACCCAGGUUUAAAGAACCUGUACUCAGCAUUGGUGUCAGUCGUAAAACACAGCUUGCAGAAAUUAUCUACAAACUACAUAAUGAUGUGGUAGAUGAAGAUAUAGGUAAAAACCGAGUUCACAGAUACCACAUGAACAGUAUAACUUUCAGUCCCUACCCUGGCAGUUCCAACCAACAGCAAGCAUCCAUCAAUUCCUCAUUCUAUUUGUUUCCCAACAACGGUACCAUCAAGACAAGUACUUAUUUCCGUUCUGACUUGUCUGGAUAUUACCUCAUGAAUGUAUCAGUCAUGGAUACAGUGGCACCAUUCUUUUCCAGCAACGCUCUGAUACGGAUAUCCUUGAUCAACGAUAAUCAAAGGGUCAAAGUUAUUUUCCGGAGUUCUGUUGAAGAAGUUAAAAACAUUUCUUCUCGGUUUAGAGAUGAUCUUGAGAGAAUAACAGGCUACAGAAUAGUUGUGGAUCAGAUACAGACACAUGAAAACACCCAGGGCAAACCAGAAGUAGAUAAGACUGAUAUGUUCAUUCAUGCAGAAGAUAAAGCCACCAACACCAUUAUAGAACCUUCUGAGCUGUUGAGUAAAAUUGAUGCUCAUGCAGCAGAAUUAAUUGGUGUCUUGAACGAGUAUAAUAUUCUUCAAAUUGUGCCUACAACACAGGAGGAGGAGGAGGAUGAUUCCAAGCGUUUAUUAGUGAUGUCCAUUGUUCUCAUAGCAAUCAUACUUGGCAUCCCCUGUCUUGUAUUAGCCAUCGUCCUUCAUAUUGUUAGGAAGCAAUACCAAAGGAAACUAAAAGCAGCAACAGCAAUGGCAUAUGGGUCGAAAGAUUCAGAUAUGCAAAAACUGGAAAUGCCUGGCACAAAUAUGCAUGCAUAUGAAAAUGCAAACCCUAUAUUUAUGGAGAAGGUGCUGUUAGAAGAUGCUGGGGAAGUUGAGGAUAAUGACUCGAUCGAUAACAAUGCCGUGGACCCUGCUCAAAUCCACCCGUACGAUGUUCAGGAAAGAUCUCUCAAUUUCCUCGGCGAGUAUGACAAGACUACAACCUUUGGGCCACCAGACAUGAACCUCACAGCAGCACUGAAAGCACAUGAGGAUUCAAAGAUUCACAAGACCAAUGGCCAGGCUAACAACCAUAAGCCAAUGAAUGGUCAUGUAGAUAAGACUGAGACCAAUGGCAUGGAUACACUGAUGUUGGAUGGCCUUAAGACAACUGAGAUCUGACCAGUCAUGACAAGUUAUAAUUUAUAGAUCGUAAAUUUAUAUAUACGA